Messenger RNA from Zalophus californianus (California sea lion), 4074 nucleotides. RefSeq names its product receptor accessory protein 1 (gene REEP1). NCBI's taxonomy places the organism in Eukaryota, Metazoa, Chordata, Mammalia, Carnivora, Otariidae. Gene Ontology annotation, molecular function: microtubule binding. Gene Ontology annotation, biological process: endoplasmic reticulum tubular network organization. Gene Ontology annotation, cellular component: cytoplasmic microtubule; endoplasmic reticulum membrane; endoplasmic reticulum tubular network. Bases 66 to 920 code for a protein of 284 amino acids. The transcript is spliced from 9 exons. The record is from RefSeq and is a predicted model, not a curated record.
CGCCUGCGCCGCCCGCAGCCGAGCCGCGCAGCGCUGCCCCGGCUGCGCCCGCCCGCCCGCCCGCCAUGGUGUCAUGGAUCAUCUCCAGGCUGGUGGUGCUUAUAUUUGGCACCCUUUACCCUGCGUAUUAUUCCUACAAGGCUGUGAAAUCGAAGGACAUUAAAGAAUACGUCAAAUGGAUGAUGUACUGGAUUAUAUUUGCACUUUUCACCACAGCAGAGACAUUCACUGACAUUUUCCUUUGUUGGUUUCCAUUCUAUUAUGAACUAAAAAUAGCAUUUGUAGCCUGGCUGCUAUCUCCCUACACAAAAGGCUCCAGCCUCCUAUACAGGAAGUUUGUACAUCCCACGCUGUCUUCAAAAGAAAAGGAAAUUGAUGAUUGCCUGGUCCAAGCAAAAGACCGAAGUUACGAUGCCCUUGUGCACUUUGGGAAGCGGGGCUUGAAUGUGGCAGCCACGGCAGCAGUGAUGGCCGCUUCCAAGGGACAGGGUGCCUUAUCGGAGAGACUCCGGAGCUUCAGCAUGCAGGACCUCACCACCAUCAGGGGUGAUGGUGCCCCUGCUCCCUCCAGCCCCCCCCCACCGGGGUCUGGGCGAGCCAGCAGCAAACACGGCCAGCCCAAGAUGUCCAGGAGCGCUUCUGAGAGCGCUGGCAGCUCAGUGUGUACCUGCUGCUCCACCUGCAGGACCCGGAAAGUGGUUGAGGGAGAUGUGAAUGAGGGUGGUGUGAAGGCUUGGGAGCCCCACCAGCUCCAAAACCCAUUGGCAUUUUCGGACGAGGAAGAGGAAGAUCUGCUGGAUUUCAUGUACAAGUAUAAGGCGCCUCGAAAGACGGAGUUCUCCCUGGAGGCACCGCCUAGAGUUCUUCGAUCCCACUUUAGGAAGAAAAGUACCUCAUCCUCAGCCACUGAAACCACGUGAGUGAGAUGAGCCAACAGCACCGGACCCACAGAAUGUUUCUUCUCUGCCUUAAAGAGCUAGUCACUAAUAACACAGAAAUCCGCAAGCUGGUGUGCUUUGAGUGUGCAGCCUCACAGACACAGCCUUUACUCUCUCCCCUCGUACACUUUUAAGACUUUUAUUUUCCUUUUCUUUAUGUUGCUGGGGAGAAGUUAAAGGGAAAGGUAGUGAGGGGGGUGACCUUUAAGUCUUCUGAGGGUAGUAAUUUUCCAUAAUUGGAUUGUCAGCAGUGUGUUUUUAGAAAUAUAAGAGAUCACCCUCACACUGCUGAGAUGUACAUUUGUAAUUUAUUUGUUGCAUACUUCGUUUUUAGUCCUGUAAAUGCAAACAGAGCAAUUUUUUUAAACUUUUUUUUGUUCUUGGUACUAAUACUUUGGACUACGAUGUACAUAUUUAUGGCUUUUGGCUUAAUCUGAUGGACUCGCAAGGGCUGCCAGAGGUUCUGAUAUGUAAGAAAACUACAAGAUAUGUAAAAAAUUAUUUUGAUUCUAGAGAAUGUCUCAGAUGUGCUUCUAAAGCUUCUAAAUACAACUCCAGUAGAACAUCCCUUUUCCUGCAGGACGAUGGUCCAUCUUUUUCAGACAGAUGAUUAGUCAAAACACCAGAGGUGCUUAGCAUGAAGAGACAAUAUUGUAAUGACAGAGAUGAGUGCAGUGAGGCCAGGGGAGCAGCCCAGAAUAAGAGAAAUCACAAGAAGCUUGUCUCCCCCGGGAUUCUGGAUUAAGAGCUUCUGAAUCUUUUCAAGGGAUUUACCAAAGCCUUAGGCAGGUGGCUUACCCUUGGUAAAACUUCCUGGGGAUGUGAACUCACAGGCCUGUUGAGAGGAAUCAUUUUGAGUGUUCCAAAAGUGCUGGACAAAUGACUGUUUCUGCUUUAUAGUAACCGGUUCCGUGACUUAUUUCCCCAGGUAGAGGAGCCUAUAAUCUGAGCACCUUGAUUUAAGAGAACACUAAGCAAAAGCCAACCAGGCAAUCCAAACCAAACCAAACCAAACCUAAAACUGUGUUUCAGAUAUGCCAUCAAAUACAUCUGAGACACCUGUCAAAAUGCUGGGUUCUAGAAAGGUUUCAGAGGUUGAGAUCUUUACGGACUGACUUGCUGCCCACCACCCUGGGCAGCCAGGGCUCACACUCUUCUGUUUCCUUCCUGGCUUGCUCAGAAUGUGAGCGAGAAGUCGCACACUCAUGGGCACUCUGUGUCUUACUGGACGUCUUAUGCAAGCCAGGAUCCCUUAGUAGAAUAGAGCACUAGCUGAGGGGACUCUCUACUUAGACUGAGAACUUUAUCUGAAAAGAAGAAUCUGGUUUAGAUAGCAUUUUGGCCCGAGGUAGCUCCCCACCCCUCCCGGGAGAGCGGAGCCUAAAUGUAGGACUUGUGUAUUUGUGCUUAGAGUUGGUGUUUUCUUUCAGUGUAAUGCAUGCAGUGGUCACAACCCAGUUACUUAUAAUACUUGGAUUGUGUUUGUUCAUAGAUAUGCCCUGGAGACUAGAGAAUUAGUGUUAUGUACCACAUAGAACUUACUGUCAACCAGCUAUAAACAGGCCCGGUUCAAGACUGUUGCGUUACUGAGCUCUGCGAACACACAUCAGUAGUCUCGGCUGAUGACACACUGGCUGAAUCUUAGCCACCUGAGAAAGGGUUUUACCUGAAGUUGAUUGUUGCCAGAUAUGCAUAUUUAAAUCCCUUCUUCCCACAAUUCCGUUGAAAGGUGACUUUGUAAUUUACAAUAGGAUUUAGGAAAACAAACCUAAAAGCCAAUUUGUGGUUCAGAGGGCUCUUCAUUGUCUGUGCCCCACACCCACCAAUACCUAGACUCUUUAGGGGGGACAGAACAUCUGUUUCUUUAAGCUCACUGAAUAGUUUCAGAGGAAAAAAUAUAUGCUUUAAAUGUAUUUACCUGUUAGUUGGGAGUACCCAGAAUUAUCAGAAACAGCUUCACUUAAGCAGCUUUUUAGCAAAUUUUUUUUUGCCAGAAUAAUAAAUGCCUUUAGCAGCAGAGAUCCUUCAUGAACAAACUAUAUUUUCACCAUUUUACAACGUAAAGUUUUAACAAGUACAAGCUACCAAGUUUGCACUCAACUAUGCCAAAAACACGUUGGAAGCACUCUACUGUCAGACACGCUGUAUUACUUCUCAUUCAAGAUUUAAAAAAUAUAAAGGUAUCCAAACUGCUGUCUUAAUGCAAAUGUAACUAUUUUUCCUUCAAGUAUUGAUUAGGGAGUUGGUUUCUCUCUUAAAAACACUCACUGUACAAAUGAGAGCAGCUUUCAUAUUUCUGGCAAAAUGUGUUUACUUAUCCAACGAGCUGUAUAUUUGUGUAUGGACUGACAUAAAAUGUGAAUGCCUACAAGUGUACAUGUGGCGGUGUGCUGUUCUGUCUAGAGGAUAUAACUGAACAUUUUUAAUUUGCUGAUUUAUAGACACAGGCUGUUUACAAAAUGCUAGCUUGAAAGUCUGUAAUUUUCAUGUAAUAACUCUUUUUUGCCAUCCGGCGACUGUUCCGUUUCUGAGAUGAGUUGGGGUGGUGUACUUAGACCCCGGAGAGCUUCGUCAUAAUCCCUCCUGGCUUUGUGUGAAUAGCUUGCUCGCUCCCCUGGCCUCUGAAAUGUAUGUUCUCUACAGUAAACUGUCUGUGUGUUUGUGAUAACAGUGCUCAUCUACCAUGAUCACAGCUGAGUAUCUCCCUAGUCCUCACCGUGCACAGUAUUUGACAUGGCAAAAGGACGUGCUUCCUUCUCCAACAGUACACACUACGAGAGCUGACCUUCUGGAUGCUGACUGUGCAGUUUCCCUAGUUUAUUCCUGUAGUCCCUAUAGAAUGAUCUGUAAUAAAAUAGUAUACUGGACUGUGCAUCAAAGGGGUGUAAAAUUACAGUAUUCCAAAGGUUGAAGUUCUGCUGUUUUGUUAUAAUGCCUGAUAUAUAUCUUGAAUAAAGUCUUAACAUUUUUCUUUUAAAAAACAUCUUUGUAAUGUUGAGCUUAUGAGGAAAGGGAAAACACUUUAAAAAAAUGUGGAAGGUAGCAAGGAUGAGAAGCUGAGUGGUCAGUCACUAACUGGCCUGGUGCUGUGGCCCCAUGCCUCUGGUCUAGAAUUGAUGCGGGGUGGGGCGGGGGC